Molecule: messenger RNA, 1101 nt
Organism: Alternaria incomplexa
Lineage: Eukaryota; Fungi; Ascomycota; Dothideomycetes; Pleosporales; Pleosporaceae
Exons: 2
Coding region: 1-1101 (366 amino acids)
Biological process (GO): anaphase-promoting complex-dependent catabolic process
Cellular component (GO): anaphase-promoting complex
Source: RefSeq, a predicted model, not a curated record
AUGUUUUCGUUGCCUAUGAUCGCGCCGCGCCCAGACGCCAGCCUCUGGCCCUCCCACCACACCACCCACGCCGCUUUCGAAGAUACCCACCCGAAUUCCCCGCCAGACACAGCCCACGGCCAAAACCAGCGACGCCCUACCUCGCACCAUGGCCCUCGUCGCAUUCAAAACCAGUUCCUCGCCAGUCUAGCCGCCGACGAAAACACAAUCGCCCAGCGUAAGCUCAAUGUUCGCAGAUUCGGCGCGGGCUGGAUCCGCCCGCCCGGUGUCACCAAAACACUCCAAGCCAGGGAGGACGAAAAGUUCGAGAAGGAGGAACAAGAGAUGAUGCAGCGCAGAGAGCAAGCUAUGAUGGAUUUGGCAGCCGCACAACAAGACGCCGCAAAUGAGGAACAAAGGGAGAGAGGAGAGAUGGCGGAAGAGGCUGGAGAAGGCGAAGAAGAAAGAGACCUUGACGACGAAGUCCCCGAGGCCGAAAGUACACCCAGCGCAUCCGCCUCCGAGGUCUCCAGUGACGAAGAAUCAGAGGAGGAAGCUAGCGAAGUCAGCGGCGAUGUCCAGGAAGAAAGCACAGUACCGUUCAACGAGGAUAGCUUCAUUGAGGGCAGCAUGUUGGAAGCAGAAGUAUCGCAUAUGUUGGAGAUGGAGGAGGCUGAGAUGGCAGGCGUCCUGCAAGAUGAGCGCGAUCUCGAUGACGAUGUACCAGAAGCCGGGAGUUACGAACACACGGAUUCCGAACUCGAAGAUGAUAGCGACGUGGAUAAUAGCGCCCUUCCACCUGGUCUGGCUUCUGCGCGUUCGACGCGUUCACAUAGACGCCGCUCCAGUGGUCGUCGUAUAUCGAGCCGCAGAAGUUCGGGAUUGCCUGGGGGCAUGAUGUUUGGAGGCGGACAUCCCGCUGUUGGAAGGGUUAGUCUGGGUGUUGAUCUGGGGAAUGGGCGUAGUAGCUUCGGCAUGGAUGGUAGUAGUUCGCUGCUUGAGGGCAGCUCGUUCUUGAGGAGCUCACCUGCAGGGAAUGCGGCGGCUAACAGGGGCAGUCUGAGAGAUAGGUUCUUGGGGGCCGCGAGGGGUGGCGGUGGAGGAGGCGGAAGGAGGGCUUGA